UCAGAAGUGAUACCGGAAGAAAGACGUACCAGAACUCUUGUGGAAAGCCAAAGAGAUCAAUAUGCAGAAAACUGGAAGCAAAAUUGGACCUAUUAUGCUGGUCAUUGCAGUGAUGGUCGCUCUAACAAGUAUGUGUGAAGCUGCACCGAGGCUGCACAACCGUCUGAACUACUAUUCCGACAUGGAUGGCGAGCCAGAUCCUUCUGUGGUUUUGGAGAUGCUUGCAAGGCUGGGUCAAACUAUCAUGCGAACGCACGAUCUUGAAAAUACCAAACGCGGACUAGAUCUGGGCUUGAGCCGUGGCUAUUCUGGUUCGCAGGCCGCCAAGCACUUGAUGGGCUUGGCAGCCGCCAACUACGCCGGAGGUCCCGGCCGCAAGAAGAGGGAGCCCAUGAUGACCGAGUAA
Messenger RNA from Ctenocephalides felis (cat flea), 406 nucleotides. Its product is annotated as diuretic hormone class 2-like. The record is from RefSeq and is a predicted model, not a curated record. The transcript has 4 exons. Gene Ontology annotation, biological process: body fluid secretion. Gene Ontology annotation, molecular function: G protein-coupled receptor binding; diuretic hormone activity. Bases 62 to 406 code for a protein of 114 amino acids. NCBI's taxonomy places the organism in Eukaryota, Metazoa, Arthropoda, Insecta, Siphonaptera, Pulicidae.